UCAUUUUACGAGCGUGCACAGAUGUGGAAAGAGGUUACUCUUCCAUUUGUAUAUUAUUCGUGCUGACACCAAUAUCUAGGGUAGCAUAUUACAUAACAAUGAAGUUCAGAUCGAUUUUGGUAGCAAGAAACAUUUCAAAGAUAGCCAGUGUUAUAUUCUUCUUCUUGCUGCUCUUUAGCGUGGUUUUGCUUAUACCCCAGGAUCAGAAAACAGUUAUGAGCAAAGGCGUUCCCGAUUUUCUUGCCCAAAACCCCCGACCUGGGUAUGCUAUGCGACAUAUUGAAAACAAUGACACCUCUCCACUUCAAAGAGAGGAACAAGCAUUAUCCAUUUUAGGCACAACGAAUACCACAAAAUUGCCUCCCGAACUCUAUCGUCUGGCGAAACAGGUUUUUGACGAGCUCCCGGGCGAGUAUCUCCCUGGUUACAAAAGCUCUUGCUGGAUGACCAAGAAGAACGCACCUGGAGUUGGACGUCUCCGGUGUCUGCCGUACUUCUACAUUCUAGGAGUAGCGAAAUGUGGCACCAGUGAUCUUUGGGACAAGAUUGUUGCACACCCACACGUGGUCCGGAAGUUGGUCAAGGAACCGCACUGGUGGACCAGGUAUCGACUGCAAGGGAUUCCAUUUGAUAAAUAUCUUCAGAAACGCUCUGCAAGUUUGGUCAGGUCGUAUAAGGAGGAUUCUUCGAAUAAACUUACGCACAUAGUGGGUGAUGGUUCUGCCUCAACAUUAUGGGAUAACCGACACUGGAAGAAAACGUUUGCAGCACUGGUAAAGGAAGGUCCUAAAUAUGUCACAGCGGACAUUAUACGUGCUGCUCAACCGAAUGCAAAAUUAUUUGUAAUACUGAGGGAUCCAGUCUCCAGGCUAUACUCUGAUUAUAUUUAUUUUCAUGACAACCCGGACCAAGAGAUAUUUCACAAUGCCGCCGUCCACACCAUUGCAAACUUUGGGAGAUGUACUAAAGCACGAAGUCCUCGCGCAUGCGCUUACACCCUCUCAAUUCAAGAUGGAGUACGCCUCAACAUUGGUUUGUAUUCUGUCUAUAUCCGAGACUGGCUGAAAGCAUUUCCACGAGAUCAGAUAUUUAUUCUCAGACUUGAAGACUGGCAUUCUGGCUGUGAGGGGCUUUUACCAAGACUGUAUGCAUUUUUAAAUCUAAAAAUUUUGACGAAGGUUCAAAUCUCGGAUAUCUGCCAGACUCGAACGAGGAAUACAAACACUCGUAAAGCAAGUGAAGUCGGAGGCAUGUUUAACGAGACACGGACAAUCCUUCAAGAAUUCUACUCGGAAUGGAACCGAGAUUUGAGUAAUUUACUGGGUGACACACGCUUCUUAUGGCAGUAACCAUGGUAACGAUAUAAUGAUAAACAAGAAACAACGUUGGAAACCUUUCUUUAUUUUUAUAAGCGGUCAAUUACCGUAGUAACAGUCGGACACCUGUUGUUCUCAGCCAAUCAAAAACUAAAUUCGUCAGAUCUGACAACUUGUCGGACGGUAGACAUUGAUGAAACGUUCACCUGCAGUUUUUUUUCGACGUCGUCGUCAUCGUCGUUGUGUCUGUUGCUUCCUCCAUCAUCUCUGAAAUACACUUUAUUCUCUCCAAAUUCCGUAGAUUUAACUCAAUCUAGUAGAUUGUGGUCAGGUACGAAUCGACAGUUUUAUCCAAAGUUUCAAUCGAUUAAGAUGGAAUUUUAAAUCUAUUAGAUUAAAAAUGUCAAUCCAACUUCGACCACCGAAGGGCAUCCCCCAAACCACGCAGGCAGAUUGGUCCCCGAUCGCAAUCUAUUUCAAUCUAAGGGAUUUAGAGAGUAAGUGUAGGCAGAUAUGUAACAUAAUUUCAAUCAUGUGUGUUUACAAUCGAUUGGUGAUAUACCAAACUGUAUUAACAGUUUUGUUGUCUCACCUGCAUAGCAGAGUGAGACUGUAGGC
Messenger RNA from Lytechinus pictus (painted urchin), 1934 nucleotides. Its product is annotated as carbohydrate sulfotransferase 15-like. The transcript has 9 exons. The record is from RefSeq and is a predicted model, not a curated record. Lineage: Eukaryota; Metazoa; Echinodermata; Echinoidea; Temnopleuroida; Toxopneustidae. Gene Ontology annotation, biological process: hexose biosynthetic process. Gene Ontology annotation, molecular function: N-acetylgalactosamine 4-sulfate 6-O-sulfotransferase activity. The coding region runs from base 99 to 1349 and encodes 416 amino acids.